GUAUCGCGAGAUUUCAUAGUCUUCCUCGCCGUGUGGACGUUAGCGCUGAAAGGUGUGCUCUAUGGCGGUGGCUGUUUCAGCGGUAAAUGGAGGCGAGGCUCUGAUGAUGGAGAAUGGACAGAGCAUGGCCUCGAAGCUCGGCCUGCCGCCCCUCACCCCGGAACAGCAGGAGGCACUGCAGAAGCUCCCUAAUUCCCUUCAGAUGGCCUCAUUAACGAUGGGCUUUGGAGAUCCCCUCUCACCACUACAGUCUGUUGCAGCACAGAGGCAACGGGCACUAGCCAUAAUGUGCCGUGUUUAUGUUGGGUCCAUCUACUACGAGCUAGGAGAAGACACCAUCAGACAGGCCUUUGCUCCUUUUGGUCCCAUUAAGAGCAUUGACAUGUCCUGGGACUCUGUUACAUUAAAACACAAGGGUUUUGCAUUUGUAGAAUAUGAAGUACCAGAAGCAGCACAGCUCGCUUUAGAACAGAUGAACUCUGUUAUGUUGGGCGGUAGAAACAUUAAAGUGGGGCGACCAAGCAACAUUGGUCAGGCUCAACCCAUCAUAGACCAGCUAGCCGAAGAAGCGCGCGCCUUCAACCGGAUUUACGUGGCAUCUGUGCAUCCCGAUUUGUCAGAUGACGACAUCAAGAGUGUGUUCGAGGCUUUCGGAAGAAUCAAGUCAUGCACCCUGGCACGGGACCCCACGACGGGAAAGCACAAAGGCUAUGGGUUCAUAGAAUAUGAUAAGGCCCAGUCUGCGCAAGAUGCUGUGUCCUCCAUGAACCUUUUCGACUUAGGCGGCCAGUACCUGCGAGUGGGCAAAGCAGUCACACCACUCAUGCCCCUUCUGACACCAGCGACGCCGGGCGGCCUUCCUCCCGCAGCUGCCGUAGCGGCUGCUGCCGCCACCGCCAAAAUCACAGCACAGGAAGCGGUAGCGGGAGUAUCUAUUCUGGGGGCGAUGGCCGCGGGGACGGGCCUGAACCUGCCUCAGCUCCCACAGGCCGUCAUGGCAGCUCAGGCCCCAGGGGUCAUUACAGGGGUGACCCCAGCGCGGCCCACACUCCCUGUUGUGCCUCAGGUGGGCCUUGUGAACCCAGUGUUGGCUUCUCCGCCGUCACUGUCAGCUGCUGUGGCUGCAGCCCAAGAGGCAAAGAAGGAAAAAGAAGAAGAAGAAGAAUCCGCUCAAGACGGCACGGGCCAGGAGAUGCUCAGUGAACAGGAGCACAUGAGUAUCUCGGGCAGCAGCGCCAGACAUAUGGUCAUGCAGAAACUGUUGAGAAAACAAGAGACUACGGUUAUGGUGCUCAGGAACAUGGUUGGACCUGAGGACAUAGAUGACGAUCUGGAAGGAGAAGUAACGGAGGAAUGUGGGAAGUUUGGAGCUGUUAAUAGAGUGAUCAUCUAUCAGGAGAAGCAGGGCGAGGAGGAGGAUGCUGAAGUCAUUGUCAAGAUCUUUGUUGAGUUUUCAGCGGCAUCAGAGAUGAACAAGGCCAUUCAGGCACUCAACAACCGCUGGUUCGGAGGUCGCAAGGUCAUAGCUGAGGUGUAUGAUCAGGAACGGUUUGAGAACAGUGAUCUCUCUGCAUAGACUGUCAAAAAUACAUCCUGCCCUUCAUAACCUUUUCUCCUCUCUCCAUCUCUCCCCUUCCUCUUUCUCACUUACACAGACACAGCCGCCAGCCACUCUUCCCAGUGGUACUGGCUUCUCUUUAUAACUUGUAAUUAUUUUUUAUCGAUGUUGAUAUUAAUAUUAUUAAUGAUCCCUCCUUGGGACAGAGGCAAGGAAAUGCUCAUGAAUAUUUUUUUUAUUAUUGCUGUACAUUAAUGUGAACGACUGAAUGCCCCCUCUCCUUCCCUCCUUUUUUGGGUCAUUGGUUUACUUCCCAUUCCAUCAGAUGUUCUUCAAAUUCAGUUGCUUUGUCAUCUCCCCCUCCCCCUCCCCUCCCCCUCUUAUUGUUUAAAAUAGUCAUUAGCCUGUUAUGAUGCUCUUGGUUUCAAAUGAACAAUAAAUUCUUCAAAUAUGACACUUUGGUC
Messenger RNA from Sinocyclocheilus grahami, 2022 nucleotides. Its product is annotated as poly(U)-binding-splicing factor PUF60-like. The record is from RefSeq and is a predicted model, not a curated record. The transcript has 10 exons. Gene Ontology annotation, molecular function: RNA binding. NCBI's taxonomy places the organism in Eukaryota, Metazoa, Chordata, Actinopteri, Cypriniformes, Cyprinidae. Gene Ontology annotation, cellular component: catalytic step 2 spliceosome; precatalytic spliceosome. The coding region runs from base 62 to 1576 and encodes 504 amino acids. Gene Ontology annotation, biological process: regulation of alternative mRNA splicing, via spliceosome; mRNA splice site recognition; alternative mRNA splicing, via spliceosome.